Molecule: messenger RNA, 562 nt
Organism: Rhopalosiphum maidis (corn leaf aphid)
Lineage: Eukaryota; Metazoa; Arthropoda; Insecta; Hemiptera; Aphididae
Gene: RpL30
Product: 60S ribosomal protein L30
Exons: 3
Coding region: 167-514 (115 amino acids)
Cellular component (GO): cytosolic large ribosomal subunit
Molecular function (GO): RNA binding; structural constituent of ribosome
Source: RefSeq, a predicted model, not a curated record
CAAAGUAAUGUAUCAUUCGUCGACGUCACCCUGCAUUCUUUUCGGUCCGGCAUCCGCCAUUCUCUUUUCGCUUGCGUACAUCGUAACGUUUUCCGUCGGUACCGCUUACCUUUCAGGUUUUUAAUUUUUUUUUAAAUUAGUUUUCACUUAACACCGACCGUAAAAAAUGGCCGCUGGAAAAAAACAGAAAAAAGCUUUGGAAAGCAUCAACACCAAGUUAGCUCUUGUCAUGAAGUCAGGAAAAUGUGUCUUGGGCCUGAAGCAAUCGUUGAAAACCCUAAGACAAGGAAAAUCUAAGCUGGUCAUCAUUGCAAACAACACAUCUCCGUUAAGAGUAUCGGAGAUUGAGUACUACGCCAUGUUGUCUAAAACUGAUGUUUUCCAAUACUCAGGCAACAACAUUGAAUUAGGUACCGCAUGUGGUAAAUACUUCAGGGUUGCUACUUUGUCAAUCACCGACCCAGGUGAUUCAGAUAUUAUCAAAACUAUACCUACUGACCAAGCCAACCAAUAAUUGCUAUGUGUAUUAUUUUGAUUUAAUAAAUAUUUUUUCCCAAGAUCA